Varroa destructor (honeybee mite) is the source of this 2126-nucleotide messenger RNA. RefSeq names its product heat shock 70 kDa protein cognate 2-like. Gene Ontology annotation, molecular function: ATP binding; ATP-dependent protein folding chaperone. The record is from RefSeq and is a predicted model, not a curated record. NCBI's taxonomy places the organism in Eukaryota, Metazoa, Arthropoda, Arachnida, Mesostigmata, Varroidae.
AGAGUAGAGCAGGUGGUUUUUAACGAAAUUUAUAACGAUAAAACGACAAAGCGUGAUUCAUCAAGCGGAUAGCACGAAGCAAGGGACAAAAUUGCUGAAAGACAAGCAAAAGUAUGGCACCUAUAUACGCAAUGGGUAUCGAUCUCGGUACCACCUACUCGUGCGUAGGAGUUUUUCAAAAUGGCAAAGUCGAAAUUAUUGCUAAUGACCAUGGUCUACGGACCACUCCCUCAGUCGUUGCUUUUACAGAAACAGAGCGCUUUAUUGGAGAUCCAGCUAAGUCGCAAGCGUCAAUUAAUCCAAGAAAUACCGUAUUUGACGCUAAGAGACUAAUUGGGCGUCGCUUCGAUAGCAAAGAGGUUCAGGAAGAUAUUAAGCAUUGGCCAUUCGAAGUUAUCAAUGAAAACGAUAAACCUAAGAUACAGGUAACCUUCAAAAAUAAACUCAGAACAUUUGCUCCUGAGGAGAUUUCUGCGAUGGUGCUAAGUAAAAUGAAGGAAAUCGCUGAGACUUACCUUGGUGUAAAGGUGGUCCAUGCCGUUAUAACCGUACCAGCUUAUUUCAACGACUCCCAAAGGCAGGCAACAAAGGAUGCGGGCUCGAUUGCUGGAUUAAAUGUUUUACGCAUCAUUAAUGAGCCAACCGCUGCCGCAAUUGCAUAUGGAUUGGACAAGAAGCUCAAAGGGGAUCAGAAUGUUCUUAUUUUUGAUUUAGGAGGAGGAACGUUCGACGUAUCAAUCUUAUCUGUUGGCGAUGGGUCUAUGUUCGAGGUCAAAGCUACUUCGGGAAACACGCAUCUUGGAGGAGAAGACUUCGACAACCGAAUGGUUAAGUUUUUUAUAGAUGAUUUCAAGUUAAAAACAAAGAAAGACUUGUCAACAAACCCCCGAGCUAUGAAACGGCUUCGAACAGCAUGCGAGGCAGCGAAAAGAGCAUUGAGCUCGUGCACCGAAACAACAAUAGAUCUCGAUGCACUUCAUGAAGGAAUUGACCUGUUUGCUAGAAUUACGCGAGCACGCUUUGAAACGCUUUGUCUAGAUUUGUUCAAAGCCACUUUAGAACCAGUAGAAAGAGCAUUGCGCGAUGCGAAAUUACAGAAAAAGGAUAUUCACGAAAUUGUAAUGGUCGGUGGGUCUACUCGAAUUCCGAAAGUUCAGUCGUUGCUGAAAGAGUUCUUCGAUAACCGUGAAUUGGAUAUGUCGAUUAAUCCUGACGAGGCGGUAGCGUACGGCGCUGCGGUGCAGGCCGCUAUCCUUUCUGGGCAAAAGGACCGCGCAAUUAAUGAUGUUCUUCUUGUAGACGUCACGCCUUUGUCACUAGGUAUUGAAACUGCUGGCGGAAUAAUGGGCGUAAUCCUUCCACGCAAUACGAGCAUACCCUGCAAAAUUACAGAAUGCUUUUCCACAUACGAGGACAAUCAAACAGGUGUGACCGUCAUGGUCUACGAGGGUGAGCGCGCUCUGACCAAAGAAAACCAUUUGUUAGGUUGCUUCAACCUGAAAGGCAUUCCACCUGCUCCACGAGGUGUUCCCAAAAUUUCCGUUUGCUUUGAAGUGGAUGCUAAUGGCAUCCUUCAGGUGUCCGCCUACGAUGCCUCAUCCGGGAAGAAAGCGUCGAUUCGCAUUACCAACGACAAAGGCCGCUUAACAAAGGAGGAGAUUGACAGGAUGCUGAAGGAAGCCGAUAUGUUCAAGGAAGAGGACGGUAAAAUCAGAGCGCGCAUGGAAUCACGUCAUCGGCUCGAAACCUACGUUUACGCUGCCCGUGACGCCAUAAACGAUAGCGGAAAUAAACUGACUUCUGAGGAAAAGGAAAAAGCGAACGAUAAAAUUCAAGAAAUGGUCGCUUGGCUCGAGAAAAAUUCAAAUGCGCCAAAAGAUGAACUUGAGGAGAAGUUUGCCGGCCUAGAGGGUUUGUGCAAACCACUUAUGAUUAAAAUGCACAGCCGCGGGGGCUUCGACCCACCUAUUUCGGAAAACUCGUAAUAGUAAAUGCUACAAAUUCUCUUUGAAUAACAAAUUAAAAUAAAACAUAUGGCGCGAAAUUGGGUAACGUGAAUAUAAAUUGGCUCCACAGACCAUCAAGAAGAGCGUCAAUAAAGUUCAUGAAUUUCUUAAUUACUUAGA